Messenger RNA from Tetrahymena thermophila SB210, 3051 nucleotides. RefSeq names its product SNF2 family amine-terminal protein. The record is from RefSeq and is a predicted model, not a curated record. NCBI's taxonomy places the organism in Eukaryota, Ciliophora, Oligohymenophorea, Hymenostomatida, Tetrahymenidae. The transcript is spliced from 10 exons. Gene Ontology annotation, biological process: reciprocal meiotic recombination; double-strand break repair via homologous recombination. Gene Ontology annotation, cellular component: nucleus. Gene Ontology annotation, molecular function: ATP binding; DNA translocase activity; ATP-dependent chromatin remodeler activity.
AUGUUAAAAAAACCAUUCAAACCUCCUGGAUCUAAAGAUGGUUCAGAAAAUACAAGCGGUUUAUCAAAACCAUUUUAAAAGCCAUUGCUGAAAUAAACUAUUUCUGCUCCUUCUAACUUAGAGUCAGCAAAAGCUACUAAGAAAGAAGAGUCAGUUGACUCAAAAGAAUAGCCUAUUAGUGAUUCAGAAAAUUUAAAAGAAAACAAAGAAAAAACUACUCCUGUAAUUUAAAAUAAACCAUAGGGCUUAUUAGGAUUGAAGUCAAAGCCAUUCAAACCUUUAGUAAGUAAGUUAGAAGUUAAAAGUAAUACUGAUACUAAAACUUAAAUGAAACCUAGCUCAACUUUUAGCACAAAUCCUACAGCAAAAAAUUAACCACCAUAAUAAGAAGAAAAAAAUAGUCCUGAAGAAUUUUAUAAAUGCUUUUGGUCGAAAGACGUUAAGAAAAAACACAAAGUAUUAGAUGAUGGUAUUAUAGUAUUUACUUCUAGUAAAGUAUAAAUAUAUAACUCAGAUGGAGAAAAAAUUUACGAUAGCUACAAAUCAAAACUGUAUUGUCCUAAUCCAGAUAAUGGAAACUAAUACAUAGUAGGUUAAUAUUUUGUUGAGCAGGAUGAUAAAAUAUCAAAAGAUGAUUUCUUAAGUGGAAGAUGCUUUGUCAAGGCCAAAAUGACUUAUGAAAAAGAUUAAACAAUCGCCAAAAAAAAAAUAGCCCCAAUGAAGAAAAAUACAUAGUCUGAAGGGCCUAAACCCUCAGAUAUAGUUGUUCCUGAAAACUCGUAUUUGCUCACUGACCCUUCUAAUAAAUAACUUUUUCCUGUUUACAUCGAUGUUUACUUGAAUAAUAGCAUGAGAAUUCAUCAAAGAUUGGGUGUUAAAUUUAUGUUUGAGUGUAUUUCAGGCCUUAGAGGACCUGAUAUUGGUGGUUGCAUUUUAGCUGAUAGUAUGGGUCUCGGUAAGACACUUCAAACAAUAGCAUUAAUCUGGACUUUGAUAAGAAGAAAUCCACAUUCAGGAACUUCACCUUUAAUUAGAAAAGUUGUAGUAGUAGCACCAGUAAGUCUAUUAGGAAGUUGGAAUAAAGAAGUAAAAAAAUGGCUAGGAGAUGCACGUUUAAUCCCUAAAAUAGCUUUAGGCAAAAGAGAAACAGUAAUCAGAAUUUGCAAAGAAUUCGCAAGUAGCUCAGCUAAAAUGCUUCUAAUUUCUUACGAGUAAUUUAGAAUGCAUGUAGAGACUUUAUCUAAUGCUUGUGACCUCUUAAUUUUCGAUGAAGGUCACAGACUCAAAAACAUGAAUAUCAAAACAUUUAGAUCUUUUAAUUCAAUUAAAUGCAAUAGGCGUAUUAUACUAACUGGUACACCACUUCAGAACUCUUUAGAUGAAUUCUACUCUUGUGUUAAGUUUGUUAACCCGAAUAUCUUUGAAAACGAAAAGUAGUUUAAAUUUGUUUUUUCAGAUCCUAUUUUGGCAGCUUUAAAAAGUGAUGCUUCUGCAGAUGCUGUCGAAAAGGCUGCUGUAAGAAGUAAAGAACUCACUCAUAUAAUCAGUAGAUUCGUUUUAAGAAGAAAGGCUGAUAUUUUGGAAAAAUUAUUACCUCCUCGUUCUGAAUACUUUAUCUUUUUGAAGCUUACACCUUUUUAAAACAUGUUAUAUAAGAAGAUGAUAUAAGCAAGAUAUAAUAAAAGCGAACUUGAUACUGGUGAAGGUGCUUUUGGCCUUCUGACUAUAAUGAGAAAGUUACUCAAUCACCCUUAGCUUAUAUACACUGAUGUAGGCAACCAAACGUCUUAAGAGUUUAAGCAAUAUUUCCCUUAAGAUUAUCAACUUGAUGAUUGGGAAGCUUCUUUUAAGUUUAAAUUUAUUUCAGAUUUACUAGAUUAAAUGAGAUAGAUUGAAAUAGCCUAAAAAUCAACUGAAAGAAUAAUUAUCGUAUCUUAUUGGACUUAAACUCUUGAUGUUCUAUAAAUUAUGAUCAAAUAAAAAAAUUUAAAAUUUGUCCGUCUUGAUGGUUCAGUGAAUGCACAAAAAAGAUAAGAAUUGAUUGAUAGAUUCUAAGACCCCACUAAUGACAUCAAAGUUUUCUUGCUUUGUGGUAGUGCAGGUGGUACAGGUUUAAAUCUUAGUGCAGCAAACAGAAUGGUUUUAAUGGAAGCUAACUGGAAUCCUUCAAACGAUUUAUAGGUUAUGGGAAGAAUUUGGAGAGAUGGAUAAACAAAACCAGUGCAUAUUUACAGAUUAGUUGCUUGUGGCACUAUGGAAGAAAAAGUUCUACAGAGAUAGUUCUUGAAAGAAGACUUAAGUUAAAAUGUAGUUGAUGAAAAAAUGAUUGUUAAACAAUAUAAUAAUGAUAAACUAAAAUAACUUUUUGAAUUUAAGGGAGAUAAUUAAUGUACCAGCUUUAAAGAAGAUGAAAAUUAAUUAAAUUAAUUAAAAGAGUUUACUCCUGAUUAUGUUGAUACUAUGGAGAAAUAUAUAACUUUUGUAAAGAGAACAAUUAAGGGAGAAAAGAAAGAUUAGGAGUAAGAGAGUGAAAAUGUAAUUGAUAAUGCUUUUGAUGAAGGAAAUAUUUUCUUAAAACCAGAAGCCUAAAAUGAAGAUGAAGCUGAUGGAGAAGAUUCAUUAGAUGAUAAAGAAAUUAAUGAAGAAGAGGAAGAAAAAAUAAGAGAAGAAUUAACUAAAGACAUCUCUGAAUCCACAGCAGCAACAGGAGAGCUAAGCAGAAUAAUAGAGGAAGAUGAUAAAAAUGUUAAAGAGUGUAAUGAGAGUGAUGAUGAUUUUGCUAUAUUUAAUUAUGCUAAAAAAAAGGAUUCAGAUAAUGAAUAACCCAUAAAAGAAAUAAAGAAUGAAGAUCUUAUAGAUAACUAAAUUGCAGCUGAAAAGGAGGAAGAAUCAUAAAAUAAAGAUAAUAAAGAAGCAGAUAUGCAAGUUGAAGAAAAAGCUGAAGAUGAAGAUGAAGUUGUUGUAACAAAAGGCAGAAGAGGAAGAAGAAAAGCAACUACAACAAGUGAUACUAAUCCAGCCAAAAAUAUACUUAAAAAAUUAAAAAAAUGA